Lactuca sativa (garden lettuce) is the source of this 1549-nucleotide messenger RNA. RefSeq names its product 3-hydroxyisobutyryl-CoA hydrolase-like protein 3, mitochondrial. Gene Ontology annotation, cellular component: cytosol. The record is from RefSeq and is a predicted model, not a curated record. Lineage: Eukaryota; Viridiplantae; Streptophyta; Magnoliopsida; Asterales; Asteraceae. Gene Ontology annotation, biological process: L-valine catabolic process. Gene Ontology annotation, molecular function: 3-hydroxyisobutyryl-CoA hydrolase activity.
AAAAAGAAUCUUUAUGAGCUUCACUUGUCCUCCUGCUAGGCUGCUAGCUACUGCUGUAAAAAGCAGUGCGAAUGCUCUUCGGAUUAUCAGUGAUUCCAGUCUUCCCCAAGUUCACUCGCACUUUCUCUCUCUACAUAUCAAAUCGAUCUCUCUCUGUAGCAGCUUACGCGACCAUGGCCACCGCCGCCGACUUUGUCAAAGGGAACGUCUUACCAAACGGUGUUGCUGUUAUCACCCUCGAUCGUCCAAAAGCUCUCAACGCCAUGAAUUUAGAUAUGGAUUUAAGGUACAAAAGUUUUCUUGAUGAAUGGGAAACGGACCCAAAGGUGAAAUGUGUUCUGGUUGAGGGCAGCUCAUCACGUGCUUUUUCAGCAGGAAUGGAUAUUAAGGGGGUUGUUGCUGAAAUCCAAAAGGACAAAAACACACCUCUUGUGCAAAAGGUAUUCGCUGCUGAAUAUUCUCUUAUUUGUAAAAUAUUUGAGUACAAAAAGCCAUACAUAAGCUUCAUGGAUGGUGUAACAAUGGGAUUUGGUAUUGGCCUAUCUGGACAUGGUCGCUACAGAAUUAUAACAGAGAAAACUCUUCUUGCUAUGCCAGAGAAUGGAAUUGGUUUGUUUCCAGAUGUUGGGUUUGCUUACAUAGCAGCACAAACUCCAGGAGAAGGAUCAAUUGGUGCAUAUCUUGGAAUCACAGGGAACAGAAUUUCAAGUCCAGCUGAUGCACUUUAUGUAGGUCUUGGGACACAUUUUGUCACAUCUGGAAAUCUGGGCCCACUUAAGGACACUCUGUUGUCAACUACAUUUUCUGAGGAUCCACAUCAUGACAUUGAAGCAAUAUUGGGGAAGUAUAGUAGCAACCCUGAGUCAGAGUCCAAAUUGAAGUCACUUUUGCCUCAUAUAGUUUCAACAUUUGGUGCAAAUAAAUCUGUUAAAGAAAUUACAGAAGAGCUGGAAAAGUAUCAGCAAAAUACUGAUGCAUCAGUUUCACAGUGGGCAACAGAUGCUCUUGUGGGGAUUAAGAAAGGAGCUCCAUUUUCUGUUUUCCUUACACAAACAUAUUUCUCUAGAGUUGCAUCUGCAUGCAGAAACAACCAACAUGAAUUAUCCACAUUAAAUGGUGUUAUGAAAACUGAAUACCGCAUUGCUUUAAGGUCUUCUGUAAGAAGUGAUUUUGCUGAAGGGGUUAGAGCAGUAUUGGUGGAUAAGGAUCAGAAUCCCAAGUGGAAUCCAUCAAGUUUAGAGGAAGUUGAAGCAAGUGAAGUGGAAGCUCUUUUUGAAGCAUUAGGCUCAGAGGCAGAUGAACUUAGUGUUUGAGUCAUUGGGAAUUUGUCUUGGAAAAAUAGCAAGGAGACAUUUAGAUAGCAAUUAGCAUUCUAAGUUCCAAGAUAUUUCAAGUUUAGCUCUUAUUGGUCCUUGAGCCCUUCAAUGUGCAUGUUUUUUGUUAAUGUGCAAUAUGGAUAUAUUUCAUGCAUAAUUUAAGUAUUUGGAUGUGAGGCAAAGAAAAAUAAAUAUAUGAUAUUUUGGGAUCCAAGUAAUAAGAUUUGAACAUA